This is a messenger RNA of Cryphonectria parasitica EP155, 1534 nucleotides long. RefSeq names its product mitochondrial carrier. Gene Ontology annotation, biological process: transmembrane transport. Bases 1 to 1059 code for a protein of 352 amino acids. NCBI's taxonomy places the organism in Eukaryota, Fungi, Ascomycota, Sordariomycetes, Diaporthales, Cryphonectriaceae. The record is from RefSeq and is a predicted model, not a curated record. The transcript is spliced from 3 exons.
AUGGCCACUGUAAGCUUAACCUCCCCUUCCUCUCUCUGUUCUGCAGCCUUGUUUGUUGUCCUUGUUUUCUAUGUUAAUCUCCCCACCUCUCCUCCACAACCUCCUCCUAUCCCCCUCGACUCUUUUCGUCUCUUCAUCUCGCAACCGGUGGUCGCGGCUUUUUGCGCAGGCGGUGUCGCCGGUGCCGUGUCUCGAACUGUCGUCUCCCCCCUCGAGCGCCUGAAGAUUCUCUUCCAAGUCCAGUCCGCCGGUCGCGAGGAGUACAAGCUCUCCGUAGGCAAAGCGCUCAAGAAGAUGUGGCAGGAGGAGGGCUGGCGUGGCUUCAUGCGCGGCAACGGGACCAAUUGUGUGCGCAUUGUGCCCUACUCGGCUGUCCAGUUCGGCAGCUACAAUUUCUACAAGCGGCACUUCUUCGAGACGUACCCUGGCGCCGACCUGGGCCCCUUCAUGCGCCUGACAUGUGGUGGCCUCGCCGGCAUCACGUCCGUCACCUUCACGUACCCGCUCGACAUCGUGCGCACCCGUCUCUCGAUCCAGACAGCCAGCUUCGCGGACCUUGGGUCGCGGCCCCAUACUGGAAAGAUGCCUGGCAUGUGGGCGACCAUGGUCACCAUGUACAAGACUGAGGGCGGCCUCCUCGCCUUGUAUAGAGGCAUCGUUCCCACCGUCGCCGGUGUCGCGCCAUACGUCGGCCUCAACUUCAUGGUGUACGAGCACGUGCGCAAGGUUCUGACCCCAGAGGGCGACAAGAACCCUAAUAACGUGCGGAAGCUUCUGGCCGGUGCCAUUUCUGGUGCGGUCGCGCAGACCUGCACCUAUCCCUUUGAUGUGCUCCGCCGGCGAUUUCAAAUCAACACCAUGAGUGGCAUGGGUUACAAAUACAAAUCAAUAGGUGAUGCGAUGUCCCGGAUCAUUGCCCAGGAGGGCAUCAAGGGAAUGUACAAGGGUAUUGUGCCGAACCUCUUGAAGGUGGCACCCAGCAUGGCAUCGAGCUGGCUGAGCUUCGAGAUGACACGAGACUUCCUCGUCAGUCUUGGUCCGCAGGAGGUCGUCCUCUGAGUCCGCAGCAUAACGAUCAAUAAAGAGGGGGAGAGAGAGGCUUCGACAAUGUUGACGACAAACAACCGCGAGGAUACCCAAUCAUGACCGGUAUGGGGAAGGCACCAGCAGCAUGCCAUGUUCCAUGGCCUCGGAAGGCCACCACAGCGCUACUUUCUGGGACCAUCAGUACCAUUUACAACCCCGAUGGCCCCGUGUACGACGGGAUAGAACAAGUAUCGAAGAGAUCCUUUCGGGAUGAGGAUAUUUGUGACAAGGUUUCUGAGCAUUGAGUCGACCGUCCUACUUGAGCAACAUGAAGAGGCUUUACAACGAGCUGCCGAUGCCCCGAGGGAGGGCGGCUGAUGGGGACAAGCCACAAUCUGGGUCAGAUAAGCUUGCGAAGACAAUUAUUAGACUUUAGAAGGCAUGGCUAUGUCUACUUACAUUGCAUCAUCACGGGAUGCACCGUGCCAAUAAAAAUUGAUACCGCUGU